This is a messenger RNA of Microthlaspi erraticum, 246 nucleotides long. NCBI's taxonomy places the organism in Eukaryota, Viridiplantae, Streptophyta, Magnoliopsida, Brassicales, Brassicaceae. The record is from the annotation of a GenBank genome assembly.
AUGAGAGAUUGCAGAAACACUUUAAUCGUCAUCUAUUCAAGCUGGAGCAGGAGGAUGACAUUGACUGAACAAGGGUUGAUUUUGAGGAUAACACAGAUUGUCUUGGUCUCUUUGAAAAGCCGAUGCCGACUCCUCCACUCACCACCACCGUUGUCGUCUCCGCCGAAUAAUGUUGCAGCUACGCAGGCGCUCCCACUGCCGCCAUCCACAUAUCUCCGCCCUCGCGUGAUCCCUUACAGCACUUAA